GCCAUCCCAAGCCUUAAAGGGGAGAAGAAACGAGAGCUGUUGGAUGAGCUCGUUGAGUUUCUGUUCGGCGGUCGGCGCCUUCACUCGGGUGUUAUCCUUUUGAGAGUAUAGUAUUCGGUAGCGGAGGAUCGUAAAUGGGGAAGAAAACCAAGAAGCCAGGAAAAGGCAAAGAGAAAACAGAGAGGAAAACAGCCAAAGCUGAGGAGAAGAGAGGUCGCAGAGAAUCCAAGAAGCUUUCCCCUGAGGACGAUAUCGACGCCAUUUUGUUAAGUAUACAAAAAGAGGAGGCCAAGAAGAAGGAAGUUCACAUUGAGGAAAAUGUCCCUGCACCUUCACCUCGAUCCAACUGUACCCUAACCAUUAAUCCACUCAAAGAGACAGAGUUGAUACUUUAUGGUGGUGAAUUCUAUAAUGGUAGCAAGACAUUUGUGUAUGGUGAUCUUUACCGGUAUGAUGUGGACAAGCUGGAAUGGAAGUUGAUUUCAAGCCCUAAUAGUCCACCUCCUUGUAGUGCUCAUCAGGCUGUUACUUGGAAGAAUUAUCUCUAUAUCUUUGGUGGUGAAUUCACAUCCCCAAAUCAAGAGCGUUUCCACCAUUACAAGGACUUUUGGAUGCUGGACCUGAAAACAAAUCAAUGGGAACAACUGAACUUGAAAGGAUGUCCAAGUCCUCGUUCAGGCCAUCGAAUGGUCCUAUACAAGCACAAGAUUAUUGUUUUUGGUGGCUUCUACGACACUCUUAGAGAAGUAAGGUAUUAUAAUGAUUUGUAUGUCUUCGACCUAGAUCAGUUCAAGUGGCAAGAAAUAAAGCCUAAGCUUGGAGCCAUGUGGCCAAGUGCCCGAAGUGGCUUUCAGUUUUUUGUGUUUCAAGAUCAGAUCUUUUUAUAUGGCGGCUACUCCAAAGAAGUAUCCUCUGAUAAAAAUGGUUCUGAGAAAGGAAUUGUUCAUUCAGACAUGUGGUCUCUUGAUCCUAGGACUUGGGAAUGGAACAAGGUAAAGAAAAAUGGGAUGCCUCCUGGGCCUCGUGCUGGGUUUUCCUUGUGUGUUCAUAAAAAGCGUGCUUUGCUUUUCGGUGGAGUAGUAGAUAUGGAAAUGGAAGGUGAUGUAAUGAUGAGCUUGUUCUUGAAUGAACUUUAUGGCUUCCAAUUAGAUAACUAUCGCUGGUAUCCCUUGGAGCUGCGGAAGGAAAAGUCAACCAAAGAUAAGUUAAAAAAGGGUGCUGAACAAAAUCAUAGUGCUUCUGAUCUUGAUAAUAAGGUGAAUGAGUUUACUGCAAGUGAUGAUUAUGAUCCAGCGUAUGAUGAAGAAAGAGGUGAGGAAGAAGGAGGUGAUGUAGAAAGCAGAAUUGAUGAAGUAUCUCAAGACAUGGCAACAAACAUGACAGUUAAUGACUGUGGGUCAAUGGCCAAAUCUGCUCCAAAGCCUCAACAAUCUAAAGCUAAAUCUGAUUUUCAAACUUCUUGUUCACCGGAGAUUGUAAAGCCCUGUGGACGUAUAAAUUCCUGUAUGGUUGUCGGGAAAGAUGCUUUAUAUAUUUAUGGGGGCAUGAUGGAGAUUAAAGAUCAAGAAAUCAUACUUGAUGAUCUCUACUCGCUUAAUCUUAGCAAACUCGAUGAAUGGAAGUGCAUUAUACCGGCAUCUGAAUCUGAAUGGGUGGAGGCCUCAGAAGAUGAAGAAGAAGAUGAUAGUGAAGAUGAUAUUGAAGAUGAAGGUAACAGUGGUAGCAACAGCGGGGACACUGAUGAUGAUGAAGAUGCUGAGGCUGAGAAUGAUGCUUCUGGAUCUCUUCAAAUGGGGGAUGCCGUUGCUUUAAUAAAGGGUGAAGGAAAGACUCUAAGGAGGAAAGAGAAACGGGCCAGGAUAGAACAGAUAAGAGCUAAUCUUGGCCUUUCAGAUGCACAGCGAACACCAAUGCCUGGAGAAUCCUUGAGGGAUUUCUAUAGACGAACAAGUUUGUAUUGGCAAAUGGCAGCGCAUGAACAUACUCAACAUACUGGAAAGGAGCUUCGUAAAGAUGGUUUUGAUCUGGCUGAAGCUCGAUACAGAGAAUUAAAACCACUUCUUGAUGAGUUGGCUGUAUUGGAGGCAGAGCAGAAGGCUGAAGAAGCAGAAGGGCCUGAGACUAGUUCAAGAAAAAGAGGAAAGAAGAAAAUUUAACAUUGUAGUUGCCUAGCUAACAACUUAAGCAGUCCAGUGAUAAUCUCUCAUACAAAUGGAGCAAGAGUUGGUUUGAAAGAAGGGGAAAAAACAACGUUGUAGCUGCCUGGAGAGGGAUGGAUGGUGUUUGAAAGUUUUGAGUUUAUCUAUAGAGAACUGAAGAAGUCACUUAAUUGUACUCAUAAAAGCAGUUUUGAACCAGUAGUUUCCAUUUGGCCGAAGUGCAAAUGGGCCCCUCAACUUACAUUGUUGUGAAUGGACAGCCUCUCAACUGUUUUUUGCUGGUAAAUCAGCCCCUAAACCUGUCUCUCGCAACAGAAUGCCCCUUUUUUAAUUUCUAUGUGCCUCUAUAAAUUCAAAGGUUUUGC
Molecule: messenger RNA, 2524 nt
Organism: Rubroshorea leprosula
Lineage: Eukaryota; Viridiplantae; Streptophyta; Magnoliopsida; Malvales; Dipterocarpaceae
Source: the annotation of a GenBank genome assembly